Molecule: messenger RNA, 519 nt
Organism: Dentiscutata heterogama
Lineage: Eukaryota; Fungi; Glomeromycota; Glomeromycetes; Diversisporales; Gigasporaceae
Source: the annotation of a GenBank genome assembly
AUGAACGACCCAAUUCAAGAUAUUCCAGAAAUUAUAGGUCUUAUUCUUGGCACAAAAAAUACCUAUAAUUCACAAGAUGUUGCAAAAUAUUAUUGUGAACAAGUUGAAUUUAAAAAUUUCAUGACUUAUAUUCCCAGUGGUCGGUGUUCUCGAGACCGUUUUGUCGCACUAAAUCGAUGUUAUAGAGGAUAUAUACAUUCUGAUAAUAAAACGACUGUUCAUGAAGUAUUUUUUAACGAAGAACACAAUAAGGCUGUAAUUGACGUAACACAUUUUGCGCGUCGUGGUGUUUUCUUCUGGGUCGAACAACCAAUACGAGUUAUGAUAAAAUUAGAUUUAACUUACGCCAAUGAUGGAAAAUAUGUUAUAAAAAAACAGGAAAUUUUGUGUCAACCGGAGGAACUCAUUGGCGGCAUCGCACCCUAUUUAGUUCCAAGUUUAUUGAUUUUACUAAAAUCAUUUUUUACUACGACUUGUGUUGUCAUUGGAAAGUUGCGUGAGUUGAUUGGAUGUAAAUAG